Arvicanthis niloticus (Nile rat) is the source of this 3315-nucleotide messenger RNA. RefSeq names its product RAD51 paralog C (gene Rad51c). Gene Ontology annotation, cellular component: Rad51C-XRCC3 complex; Rad51B-Rad51C-Rad51D-XRCC2 complex; replication fork. Lineage: Eukaryota; Metazoa; Chordata; Mammalia; Rodentia; Muridae. Gene Ontology annotation, molecular function: four-way junction DNA binding; crossover junction DNA endonuclease activity; ATP-dependent DNA damage sensor activity. Gene Ontology annotation, biological process: DNA repair; reciprocal meiotic recombination; meiotic DNA recombinase assembly. The record is from RefSeq and is a predicted model, not a curated record.
GGACGGGUCAAGGGGCACCAUUCUUGUGGGGACACACAACAGGCCUUCUACAGGGCUUUUUGAAUCUUUCACAGCAAGAAACUGCCAAAUGAUCAGCUGCUUCUACUACAACUUCCAUCCAGGGGGAUGACUCCCUUCAAAGAUUCUUGAGGAACCCAUGAAACAGGGCAGAGCGUGGCAAGGAAAUAGGCCGCAUGGGAUCCACUUGGCCUGGUUACCAUCCUCGCGUCUCCAGCCUCGCUUUUGUUUAUUUCCACUGUCAAGCUAUACCCGAAACGAGACUCGGACGAAUGACACUAGAAAACAACGCUAAACGUGAACAGUUUGUGGGAUUUCCUCAGCAGCAGCAAGGCCUCGUGAGCCUAGGCCGCGCGAGCCCCGCCCCUUACGCCACACGCAUGACGUCACGCCGCAAGCCCCCCCCAGCGGGCGGGGUUUGGGCCUCUAGGGCUUUCGCGCCUCUCGCUGUACGUCACUGCGUGCGUAAGCGCCGAGCUUUCAAAAUGCAGCGGGAAUUGGUGGGUUUUCCGCUGUCUCCCGCGGUGCGCGUGAAGUUGGUGGCAGCGGGUUUUCAGACUGCCGAGGACGUCCUGGAGGUGAAGCCCUCCGAGCUCAGCAAAGAAGUUGGGAUAUCUAAAGAGGAAGCCUUGGAAACUCUACAAAUUCUAAGAAGAGACUGUCUCACAAAUAAACCAAGAUGUGCUGGUACAUCUGUGGCAAACAAGAAGUGCACAGCACUGGAACUUCUAGAGCAAGAGCAUACCCAGGGCUUCAUAAUCACCUUCUGUUCAGCACUCGAUAACAUUCUUGGGGGUGGAAUACCCCUAAUGAAAACCACAGAAGUUUGUGGUGUACCAGGUGUUGGAAAAACACAGUUAUGUAUGCAAUUGGCAGUAGAUGUGCAGAUCCCAGAAUGUUUUGGAGGAGUGGCUGGUGAGGCGGUGUUUAUUGAUACAGAGGGAAGUUUUAUGGUUGAUAGAAUGGUAAGCCUGGCAACUGCCUGCAUUCAGCACCUUCAUCUCAUAGCAGGAGCACACAUGGAAGAAGAACAUCAGAAAGCCUUGAAGGAUUUUACUCUUGAAAAUAUUCUUUCCCAUAUUUACUAUUUUCGUUGUCAUGAUUACACUGAGCUGCUGGCACAAGUCUAUCUUCUUCCAGACUUCCUUUCAGAUCAUUCAAAGGUGCAGUUAGUGAUAAUAGACGGAAUUGCUUUUCCCUUUCGUCAUGACCUUGAUGAUCUGUCCCUUCGUACUCGAUUACUAAAUGGCCUUGCCCAACAAAUGAUCAGCCUCGCAAAUAAUCACAGAUUAGCUGUUAUUUUAACUAAUCAGAUGACAACAAGGAUUGAUAAAAAUCAAGCUUUGCUUGUUCCUGCAUUAGGGGAAAGCUGGGGACAUGCUGCUACAAUAAGGCUAAUUUUUCACUGGGAACAAAAGCAAAGAUUUGCAACAUUGUACAAGUCACCAAGCCAGAAGGAGUCCACAAUACCAUUUCAGAUCACACCUCAGGGAUUUAGAGAUGCUGUUGUCACUGCUGCCUCAUCACAGAGAGAAAGUUCUUUGAAUUUUCGGAAACGGCCACGAGAACCAGAAGAAGAAUGCUGACCAAAUACUAAUAUCAGUGCAUCCAGAUAACUGAUGAUGUGCUAUUCAGUGUGGUAUGUAUGCAUGCAUGCAUGCAUGUACACUGUGUGUGUGCUGGUGCCUACAAAAGCAAGCUGAAGGUGAUGGAUCUCAUGGAACUGGAGUUACAAGUAAAACUGAACCACCAUGGAGGUGCUAGGAACCAGACCCUAGUCCUGCAAGAACCAAAAAUGUUCCUAACUGCAGAGCCAUCUCUCCAGCUCCUCCACCCUGACUCAGGCAGGUUUCUUCUUUUGUCUCUUCAACCUCCAGGUCCUCAUACUGUGGCUACUUUUGAUUUUGCCUCCUUUCUCACUAGGAACAUUGGGAUACUGGUGUGUAGCAACAGGUGUGGGCUCUGGUAAUUGAACUCAGGUUGUCAGGCUUACAUAGCAAGUCCUUUUAUCCACUGAGCAUCUUUCCAGGCCUUCCACCUUAAAUUUUAAGAAAAAAUCUCUUACUGAACAUGGGGCUCACUGACUUAGAGAGCCACCUGUCGACCACCCAGCACCAAGAUGCACAGAUAUGCUGUACUAGCUUUUAUAUGCUGUUCUCAUGCCUGCAUGUCAGGUGCUUUGCCACAGAGCCAUUUCCCUAGCUCCUGAAAAGAUUUUCUGAAGCACUGUUCUAUAAUUAUAUUUUAAUGUGUUUUUAUUUUGAGAAAUGUGGAAAGCUGAUCUUAUGUUACCUAUCUGGAUUUACCACCCAGAGUAGAAAAUUUCUUUGUCAAUUGCCUAAAAAAAUAAUAGAAAUAAAACACUAUAAUACAUUUUAAGUGUGUGUGUAAUAUGUGUCUGUGUGUUGCCAACUAUGUGGAGGUCUUCAAAGCCUCGAAGAGGGCAUCAAGUCCCCAGCACUGGACUUAUGUGUGGUUGGCUGCCAGAGAUGGGUUCUUAAGAAAUAAAUGCUGAGUCAUGUCCCAUCCUAUCUUAAUAUUCUUACUUAUUCUUAAAUGUAGCUUUGGGGGCCUAGAGAGAGGAGCACUUGUUGCUUGAAAGAUCUGGAUCAGUUACCAGCACCCAGUAACUCCAGUUCCAGAGGAUCUGUCCUCCAUGGACACUUAAGCAUGUAUGUGGUAUACAUACAUACAUGUAGGCAAAACAAACAAAUAUGAAAUAAAAUUAAAAAUAAACAAAUAUAGCUUUGAAAAGAAUUAGCAUAUCACUAGUUAGUUGGGUUGGUGGUUUGGUCUGCCGACUCCUGGUCUACAUGUCUGCCUUGCUGCUGGGUUGCCCAGAGCACCUCCUGCAAACCAUUGUUGGAGGCAGAACACAGUCUGUAAUGGGGGUUGAAGGUCUGUGUCUCCCCUUGGUGUCUAUACACCAGGGGAAGGCUGAGCCCUAAAGAGGGGCAGAAGCCAGUUUGGUUCCAAGUCAGUGCCAAGAGUAUGGGAGGGGCUAGAAGAGGAGGCCUUCUGAGGAUUGAGGCCUAACUAUGCCCCUCCCCGCACUGUGAUCCUUGAUGAAGGGAUGGUCCUUGCUUGUCCAAACUGUUUUCUUUGAUGGAUGUGAAUGCAUACACCUUACUCAGGGUGAACCAGGGGUUACUACCUUUUGCAGGAAGAAACGCCCAAGAAGGGAAACUAAUCAGCCUAAUACUCAAGGCCUAUGUAGAUACCUCAUUAGAAUGGAGAACUCCAGGUUCUUAUGCUAUGUGACUGAUUGGUAUUAUGAUUACAUGUUCCAGAACAGAU